CACCACCUAUAACUAUUGAUGCUUUUGUAGAAGCUUCUUCCCACUUCUCCAAAUCUCCCUCCCAUGGAUUCUAUAAUUCUCCUUGUUCUUGCAUUUCUCUUCACUCAUCCACUUUCUCUCAUAGCUCAACCAACAACUCCGGUCUCCCACAUCAACGUAGUGGGUGUUGUUUAUUGUGAUAUCUGCUCCAGCAACACUUUAUCUAGACACAGCUACUUCUUGCCAGGUGCGGAUGUUCAAAUCCAAUGCAAAUUCAAUGCACAAUCACCAAAAACCACGGAACAGAUCUUGUUUUCAGUCAACAGAACCACGGAUAAACAUGGAGUAUAUAAGCUAGAAAUACCGACUGUUGAUGGGGUUGACUGCGUAGAAGGUUUAGCAGUGACAUCACUGUGCCAGGCAAGCUUAAUAGGGAGCUCAUCUUCAGCCUGCAACGUCCCUGCUUCAAAGGUCACAUCAAAUGUGAUCACAGUCAAGUUUAAGCAAGAUAAGCUCUGUAUAUACAAUUUGAAUGCACUGAGUUACAAGCCAUCUAAGAAGAAUGCCACCUUAUGUGGAAAUCAGGAGGAAUUGCUAAGCUCUUUGAACUCCUCAAAGUGCUUUCUUCCUUACUUCCCACCAUCUGUAUUCCCUUGGCCCCCUUUACCUAAAUUACCCUUCCCUCCUUUGCCACCCCUCCCUCCACUGCCACCUUUCCCAUCACUACCCUUCCCUCCACUGCCACCUUUCCCAUCACUGCCCUUCCCUCCACUGCCACCUUUUCCAUCUUUUCCCUUCCCUCCACUACCAUUUCCAAACCCACCAUCUUUGCCCUUUCCAUUCCCGCAACUCCCUCCUUUUCCUCCUACUCCAUCUCUUCUUUCCCCACCCCCUCCACCUGCAUUUAAUCUAAGAGACCCAAGAACUUGGAUACCCAAUAUCCCUUCAUUCUCUCCUCCUCCACCACCAGCAUUUGAUCUUAGAGACCCAAGAACUUGGAUACCAUACAUCCCCCCAUCCCCUCCUAAUAGCCCACAAACCCAAAAUCCAUAGUGAUAGUUCACUUAUUUUCUUCAAUUAUAUCAAAUACUAUGUUUGGUAUUUAUUGUAUCAAUGUUGGAAGCCAAUGCAUAUAGAAAAUACAAUAUAUUUUGCCUAA
This is a messenger RNA of Alnus glutinosa, 1138 nucleotides long. RefSeq lists its product as uncharacterized. Bases 64 to 1032 code for a protein of 322 amino acids. The record is from RefSeq and is a predicted model, not a curated record. The transcript has 2 exons. Lineage: Eukaryota; Viridiplantae; Streptophyta; Magnoliopsida; Fagales; Betulaceae.